AAAUAAGGUUCUAGGGAAUUUCGGCACCUAUCAACAUCUUUCGGCGUGAUGAUGCACUUUAUGGACAACCCCUAAUAGAACUAUUGAUCGCGCUCAACAUGCGCGUCAGGUAGGUAAGUAGUAGAAAGCAUUAUGCAUGCCAUCCACCAACCUGCCACAGAGAGAGAAUAUCUGGCGUAACAUGUGAAAUGAAGUUAGGAAGCUUUCAUAUGCUAGUGAUACCUGAAUGAUUGAGUAAGCAAGACGUCGAUUCACCAAUCCGGAAAUAUACGUUCCGAUUCGAAUGAUAUUCCGUAACACAACUCUGAAAGCAAAAGUUCAUAGGUCGUUUUGGAACACUACACUACACUUCUACCUAUCGCACUAGAAAUAAAAUUGAGCGUGCGAACGAUUGUGAGAGGCCUAUCGUAAUUACCGUACGUUUCAAGGUACGGUACGGUAGAUGCUCUCGCAGGCGAAUGCGCCUCUGCCGUAUCAGUAUCAAAUUACCAGCCCGCUGAGUUGUUUCGAGUGUAGAAAAUGUUCUGGUGGAUUGGAGUGUACGUAGCCCUGGUGUGGGCCUACAACAAUUUCCUGGAAUCGCUUCUGUCCCUUCUAUGGGGAACCAUUCGGAGCUACGCCAUCUGGGAGAGGCUCUCCAUUCGCUAUGGAGCUUGGGCCGUGGUAACCGGCGCAACGGACGGCAUUGGCAAGUGCUACGCCGAGGAGUUAGCCCGCAAAGGCUUAAAAGUAAUGCUUAUCUCGCGAAGUGAGUCCAAGUUGAUAAAGGUGGCCGACGAAAUCUCGCAGAAGUACGGCGUCGAAACCCGUUGGAUUGCGGUGGAUUUCUCGGACGGGCCGCGCAUCUACGAUGACUUGCGCGAAAAACUUGCUUCGAUCGAUAUUGGAAUACUGGUGAACAACGUCGGUUAUCUGCCGGAGCUAACUCCGUUGGUACAUAACAGCGAAUCCGAUCUGCUGACCCUGAUCAAUCUGAACAUAGUGGCAACGACAAUGCUGACGCGAAUGGUCCUACCAGGGAUGAAACGUCGCGGCAGGGGCAUCGUGGUCAACAUGGCUUCCAGCGCCGGCCUCUUCCCCAUUCCGUACAUGACGGCCUACAGUGCCUCGAAGUCGUUCGUGAUUAGUUUCAGCCAAGGGCUUAGCCAAGAACUGCGUGGUAGCGGAGUCGAAUGUCAGGUUGUUUCCCCAUCGAUAGUGCGGACCAAUAUGGCGGAUCAGUACAAAGAGGGCAUUCCGUGGUACGUGGUCGUACUGGGACCGGAACAGUUGGCGAAAUUCGGAGUUUUUACCAUUGGAAAGACGAAGCACACCUGCGGCCAUUGGUUGCACUGUUUGCAGGUCAUUUGGUGGUCGCUCCUUCCGGUCACUCUGGCACUGCGAGUUGCUGGUGGUUUGUUUGUCAGAGGUGCAGAUAAAAAGAAAUGAUUCGGAAAAAAGUCAAACUUUUAGCAUAGGGUAAUUUAGUGAAACGGUUGCGACACAGUAUAGCAUAAAACUUCAUUUUAAGAUUAAGAACUUCAUAUAAACUGCUUUAUUCUACAUAUUUAGUUCACAUUAUACCGAACAAACUUCAUGGCGAUGGAAUGUCACGCUUCUUCUACCGACUGCCCAUUUUUAGAGAUAACCAUUACUCCAAAGUUUGUUUUAGAGCGUACCUUGUAGGAAUAGGUAAGGUAAGGUGUUUAAAGUACAAACAAGAUGAAAUGAAUAAAGUAAUACAAAAACUAAAUAUGUAUAA
Messenger RNA from Aedes aegypti (yellow fever mosquito), 1741 nucleotides. Its product is annotated as very-long-chain 3-oxoacyl-CoA reductase. The coding region runs from base 520 to 1428 and encodes 302 amino acids. The record is from RefSeq and is a predicted model, not a curated record. The transcript is spliced from 5 exons. Gene Ontology annotation, cellular component: endoplasmic reticulum. NCBI's taxonomy places the organism in Eukaryota, Metazoa, Arthropoda, Insecta, Diptera, Culicidae. Gene Ontology annotation, molecular function: oxidoreductase activity.